Alternaria atra is the source of this 450-nucleotide messenger RNA. RefSeq lists its product as uncharacterized. Bases 1 to 450 code for a protein of 149 amino acids. Gene Ontology annotation, biological process: lysosome organization; cholesterol homeostasis; cellular response to amino acid stimulus. Gene Ontology annotation, cellular component: late endosome membrane; membrane raft; Ragulator complex. The transcript has 3 exons. The record is from RefSeq and is a predicted model, not a curated record. Lineage: Eukaryota; Fungi; Ascomycota; Dothideomycetes; Pleosporales; Pleosporaceae.
AUGGGAAUUUGCUCGUCGUGCCUAGGAGGGCGAAAGACUUCCGAGUCAGAUCACUCGGACGCCUCACACCUGCUCGGAGACCAGUACCAGCCCAACUAUGGUACUGCCAACAGCACCCACAACGCGCCCCAGCCCGACCCAGAGGAGCUUCGACGUCAGCGGGAGAAUCUGGAACGUAUUUGUGCUGAGACAAAUGACCAAUUGAUCCCUGUCUCUCAACCAAGCGCCCUUCCAGAGGUCACUCAACAGCCUUCCAAGAACGACGAGUACGCCCAUCUCUUCAACGAGCGCUUCAAGUCCAUACGAAAGGAUCGCCCAUCUUCCGCCGGUGACAACGAAGAUGAUGAGACAACUUGGCUUGAGAACGCUGUAGGCAAUCAGGGCGAGGAUGAGCUUGACGAAAUCAAGCCAGCCAAGGGCAAGUUGACGAUUCAAUUCGGGCAGAGAUAA